This is a messenger RNA of Protopterus annectens (West African lungfish), 2973 nucleotides long. It is a transcript of the gene INSM1, whose product is annotated as INSM transcriptional repressor 1. The record is from RefSeq and is a predicted model, not a curated record. Gene Ontology annotation, cellular component: transcription repressor complex; nucleus. The transcript has a single exon. Gene Ontology annotation, biological process: regulation of cell cycle process; neuron differentiation; negative regulation of transcription by RNA polymerase II. Gene Ontology annotation, molecular function: DNA-binding transcription repressor activity, RNA polymerase II-specific; RNA polymerase II cis-regulatory region sequence-specific DNA binding. Bases 365 to 1846 code for a protein of 493 amino acids. Lineage: Eukaryota; Metazoa; Chordata; Ceratodontiformes; Protopteridae.
UGCACAUUUGCUGUACCUAUGGACGGGUCCAGCCACACCUCCGUCUCCCCUGCUCCUCCUCCACCCUCGGACUCUUCGGGCAGCACGACAGUGCUGAUUGGCCAGUAUUGUGACAGAAGGAGGCGAGAACAAUAGCCGUAGAUCCCCUUAAAAAGAGUGCAGCUAUGCUACGGAGCAGGAAGCAUUUUGGGUACCACCGGCCGGGGGCGACGCAAACGACAUUAAUAAUAAAAUAAUACCUCUGGGCCUUUCUUUUCACUACGGGACUCAAAAGAACUGAAUGCUGCAGUGCCAAGUAUAGCUCAUGCUAUUUGUUAUAGUUCUCUUUUGAAGUGCCUUGUCUCUUCUCUACUAAAACCCAAAGAUGCCCAGAGGUUUUCUGGUGAAACGGAGUAAGAAGUCCACUCCCGUAUCCUACCGCAUCCGAUGCGAAGAUGGCGAUCUUGAUGAUGUACCCCUACAGUCACAAGGUCCAAUCUUGGGUGGCCCGUCUCCUCCACCUGCUAUGUACUCCUCAUCGAGCCCCGAACACUGCAGCGCCGUUUCACCUAGUCUGGUCGAGCGAACAGCUGCACUGCAGGAUUCGGCAUCGAGCAGGGGAGUGCAGUUUGGCAAUCCUGAUACAGUGUGCCAUUCUCUGUCUAGUCCAACUAGACCAGUGAGCAGGGAGCAGCAAGACAAGACAUUCUUUGAAAGAAGCUUCAACCUGGGCUCUCCUGUGUCUGCGGAGUCUUUCCCGACACGGGCAGUAUUGAGUACUAUUGAUCAACUGCUCUUCGCUCCAGCGGACUUGCACAUCGAUUCCAGCAGUAGCAACAUCAGCAUCAGUACCACCAGCAGCAGCAGCAUCAAUAUCUGUUGUAACAACAGCCUCUUAACGUCAGCAAUCCGAAGUUCAAGUAAAAGACCCCUACCUGAACCUGAACGCAAAGUGAAGCCGCCAGCACCCAAAAAGCCCAAAGCAAUCCGAAAGCUGAACUUCGAGGAUGAAGUUACAACAUCGCCUGUGCUAGGGCUUAAAAUAAAAGAGGGGCCUGUGGAACCAAAGCCAAGACCUCUAACAUCCGGAGGCAGUAAGCCAUUGGGCGAAUUUAUAUGCCAGCUGUGCAAGGAAGAAUAUGCAGACCCCUUUUCCUUGGCUCAGCAUAAAUGUUCCAGGAUUGUCAGAGUUGAAUACAGAUGCCCUGAAUGUGACAAAGUCUUCAGCUGCCCAGCAAACCUGGCGUCUCACCGUCGGUGGCAUAAGCCAAGACAAACCAAUGGAGCUCAAGUUGCUUCUGGACCAAAUAAGACCGAAAGCAAGGUUAUCCUUGGGGAUUUCAAAGCAAUGAUUUGCGACCAAAAAGAUAUUAGAAGUGAAGGUGGGAGUGAUCGAGACACUCCAAGCCCCGGGGUGUCUGAGUCGGGUUCCGAAGAUGGACUUUAUGACUGCUACCACUGUGGGAAAAAGUUCAGACGCCAAGCGUAUUUGAGAAAACAUAUUUUAGCUCACCAGAGCCUCCAAAGCAAAACCAGCGAAGAACAUAUACUAUGUGCAUCAUUCCAAAGUGUAGAUGGAUCAGAAAAACAGAAACAAACUAGUACAGGAGGUAACCAGAGCCCUUGCCCCUUGAACCUGAGUCCAUCGGAGUGCCACCUCUGUCCAGUGUGUGGGGAGACCUUUCCCAGCAAAGCCAGUCAAGAGCGUCACCUCCGUCUUCUGCACUCCUCCCAGAUUUUCCCCUGCAAAUAUUGCCCAGCUACUUUCUACAGCUCACCAGGACUCACCCGGCAUAUCAACAAAUGCCACCCGUCUGAAAAUCGGCAAGUCAUCCUUCUUCAGAUGCCGGUCCGCCCUGCCUGUUAAUUCCUGCGAAGAAGAUGGAGCAAUGGUGCCUUUUGCGACCCAGAGACAGAGACCAUUGUGGUCGCAUUAACAAACUGAAGUGGCUCGUCUUAGGUCUGUCUGUCUGAUGUUUGACUGUAAAGCACCUAAAUGUAAAGUUGCACAUCCCAUUCAUCCAAACAUGUUUUGCUUUGUGUAUUAAAGUAGCUAAAGGUACUACAAAUUACCCUUCUCAAAUGGAUGCUACUAAUAAGAAUUGACACUUAACUUUCUUUGGACUGUGUUGUCGGACUUCCGAAAUGUUAUCAAAUUUGACAUUUCUUCGUUCCUUCUCACUUCUCUCUACCCCACCCCAUAUCCACCCACCGAGUCUUUUACUAUUUUCUUGUAUAGAUCCUACAAACUGCCAAACAGCCAUAAUCCACGAAGACAGGUCAUUUCUUAGGUAAGGAUUUAAGGUCGAGGGAUCAUAUUCUGUCCUACGGGUCGUUUUGUUUUGCAAAGGGGAUCCUUGACAAAAACGAUGCCUUUCACAGGCUGUAAGUUGAACUGCAUACAUUAUUAGCUUUAUUAUAGCUUGUGAACUGCUAGAAGUUGGCUUUUUAUGUGAACAAAUGCAAUCUGCUUUAUAUAGCAUCCCAAUAGAUUAGCCACAAAUGCCUUGAAGUUUUCGUGUCCCUUUUAAUGCUGUAAACAUGCCUUAACGUUUAUGUGUCGAAUUUUUCCUUGUUUUCGUUUUAUCACUGAAGAAUUCGUACAAUGAUUUACUGUCUGUGUAUAUGUUCACUAAUAUGGGAUAAUGCUAUUUAUUUGCGUUUAUUUAUAAAAUACAAAUGUUAUCUUGUUUGGUGUGUAUAUUACUUUGUGUUUCAGUGAUUUUCUUUUUUGUAUAAUGGACCAUUUUUAAACAAAAAACGAAUUACCGAAGAUGUUUUAUACAUUGUUGAAUUAUUUAAAAAAUUGUAUCCUUUAUCAUGCUUUUAAAACGCAGAUAGCUCUUAUCAAACAGAUAGCUCUUACUUUUAGAAGGAAUCUUUUCUAUAUACAUUAUUUUCGUAAUUGUUAGACUUUUAUAGAAUGCUUCGAUAUAGUAUUCAACUGUGUAACUAUCUGCAAUUUAACUUUAAAUAAAAUAUUUUCAAACAAGA